AUGGCGAAGCAGAGAAAGAGUUUGCCUGUCCCCAGACUGUCGUCAGGCUCGACAAGUUCGUCUUCAGCAGCAUCAAACAUCGAAGUCGGUGGUAGCGCGCGUGAAGGCUCGCUCUCAUCGGCUGCUCUCGCUCUGAUGUCUACGCCCCCUACCAGCGUCUCCGAUCACGUUGGAUCAGCAGUCGAUAAGGAAGAGACGACUACGACAGAAUCAGCAGAUCUGACGCGUAGAUCAUCGUCACGUCGCAAGUCUGGUCCUGCGUCCUACAACCUCGGUAUUCUGUCUGGCGUACGCCGUACUUCCGCCGGCCGUGAGAUGGCCAGCAAAGAGUCUGUCCGCAACUUCUCUGGAGACACGCUCGUCGAAGAUGCUCCUGGACCAUCAUCCAACACGCCCAACCGCCAAUUGCUGAACGACGGUGUCAAGGCUCUGAACAUGGACUGGGAGAUGGACAACCUACCUGGUGACAACGCUUCCGAUCUGCCCGACAGGAAGAAGCGUCGACACAGAUCUUCCAUGGACAUGCUGAUCGAGACGACUGGCCGUGCCCUUGGCAGAGUGAAGAGCGUGCUCGGUAAACGUGAGCGAGAAACAAGCGAAACCGACAAGACAGAACGCAGACAAAGUCGCCGUCUGCUGGCCAUUGAGGCCCCCAAGGAUACAAAAGAGGAGGUACAACAAGAUGAUAGUGUCGUGGAGCCACGGGAGCGUGUCGAGAGGCCCAGCAAACUUGCUCGUCUCUCAUCGAGCUUCAGCAUCACCAUGCCGCAAGUCUUCUCCACCAAGCCCAAGAAGCCGACAAAGCGCUACGAGACCCAAGGGCUAUACGCUGGCCAGACUCUCACAAGCUACGAUGAUCAAUCUAUUCCCAAGCCUUCGCGGAAGCCUACUGGCAAAGCUCGUCCUCUAUCAACCUCCUUCCUCCCCGACGCAACCCAGCCUCAAAAGCGUAACAGCCUUGUCGCCUUGCCCAUGUUUUCUUAUCUCGAGAGAGAACGACCUUUCACCAUUCCUUACGACGUCUUUGCUCCUGUUCACCACCAACGUGGCGAGGAAAAGCCGAAGGACUGGGGCAAGGUUCACAAGAACCGUCUAGUCGGUGACGCUAUCCACUACUGGAAGAAGCCCUACUUUGAAAGAUCUCUGUGCAUUUGCACACCGCCAGUCCCUGGCUCUUCAGAGCCCGGAUGCGGUGAACACUGCCUCAACCGUGCCAUGGACUAUGAAUGCGACUCGAACAACUGUGGUCUUGGAGACCUAUGCACCAACCGUGACUUCGCAGGACUCGCAGUUCGUAUGGAGCGCGCAAACAAGGCUGACAAAAAGUCGGCAUAUUACCUCUUCAAUGCUGGAGUUGAGGUCAUCAAGACUCCGGACCGAGGCUUCGGUGUGCGCGCUUGUAGAUCGUACGAGCCAAACGAGAUCAUUACUGAGUACACUGGCGAGAUCAUUACUCCCAACGAGGCUGGCAGAAGGAUUAGAGAAGACUACAAGGAUAAGGCCGACUAUUAUCAGAUGGAGUUCGAUCAAGGUAUGAUUCUUGAUGCUACGAAGGGCUCUAUCGCUCGUUUCGUCAACCAUUCUUGUGAGCCCAACUGCAAGAUGCUCAAACGUUUUGUCGGAGGUCAACCACGUAUGGCGCUUUUCGCAGGUGAUCGUGGCAUCCUGACUGGCGAGGAAUUGACCUACGACUACAACUUUGAUCCUUACUCUGUUAAGAACGUUCAGGAGUGCCGUUGUGGUGCGACUAACUGCCGUGGUGUCUUGGGCCCCAGACCGAAGGAUGCCAACAAGCCCGUGACUAAGAAGGAGAAGGAAGGAAUGGCUGCUGGCAUGAAGCGCAAAGUCGGUGAAUUCUUCGGUGCCACUCCUGCAGUCGAAGUCGACAAGGACCUCUUCAAGAAGCGCAAAGUUCCUCAGAUGUCCAAGGGCUGGGUUUACGUCGAUGAGACUAUGGAAAAGGCCAGAAUUGAGGAAGCUCGCAAAGACAAGGAGAUUGCACGCCUUCAGAAGGAGGGCAUUCUCCCUGCAGAUCUCGAAGUCAAGAAGACGACGACAACCACCACCAUGACCAAAGACAAGAAUGGAGCCAGGCGCUUCGUUCAGAAAGUGACCACCAGGAUGACUGGUCACAAGCCCAAGGCCACGCCGGAAAAGAAACCACAAAAGCUCGGAAGGCUCUCAUCCAUCAAGAAGAAGGACAGAGGGACUCCACGAGCAGAUGAUGCAGGGGUCAUUGGCUCGCGAGUGACCAAGCCGGCUCGUCGUAGCAUGGACAACAAGAGCAUUCCCAAGGGCUCGAUGAAGGUCAGACCAGUGACCAAAGACGCGGUUAAGAUGGCUCGCACCAUGAGAGCAGUCAAGUCGGACGAUUAA
Messenger RNA from Aureobasidium melanogenum CBS 110374, 2376 nucleotides. Its product is annotated as SET domain-containing protein. Gene Ontology annotation, biological process: regulation of DNA-templated transcription. The transcript has 3 exons. Gene Ontology annotation, cellular component: chromatin; nucleus. The record is from RefSeq and is a predicted model, not a curated record. Gene Ontology annotation, molecular function: protein binding; histone H3K36 methyltransferase activity. Lineage: Eukaryota; Fungi; Ascomycota; Dothideomycetes; Dothideales; Saccotheciaceae. Bases 1 to 2376 code for a protein of 791 amino acids.